UUAUGGCAGAUUGUCCACACACAAUAGGUGUCGAGUUUGGUACCCGAAUUAUUGAGGUCGCAGGCCAGAAGAUUAAGUUACAGAUUUGGGAUACUGCCGGGCAAGAGCGGUUUAGAGCUGUCACCAGGUCUUACUAUCGAGGUGCCGCUGGAGCCUUGAUGGUGUAUGACAUCACUAGGCGAUCCACUUAUAAUCAUCUUAGUUCAUGGCUGACAGAUGCCCGCAACCUUACCAACCCCAACACUGUCAUAUUCCUCAUCGGUAAUAAAGCUGAUUUAGAUGCGCAGAGAGAUGUAACCUAUGAAGAAGCAAAGCAGUUUGCAGAAGAAAAUGGACUAAUGUUUGUGGAAGCGAGUGCAAAAACUGGAGAGAAUGUGGAGGAAGCCUUCUUGGAGACUGCAAAGAAGAUUUACCAAAAUAUACAGGAUGGCAGUUUGGACUUGAAUGCAGCAGAAUCAGGUGUUCAGCAUAAGCCAACACAGCCAGGUAGAACUAACCUGAACAGUGAUUCACAGCCCAAUCGUGAUAACUGUUCCUGCUAAACUUCGCCCUCCAUAAAAAAAUCAUGGUGCGGUUUGCUUGAAGGAGGUGACAGACAGAUUAGAAAACUGUGUCUCGCCUCUUUGUUUUGUAAGAUGUAAAUGGGAAUUUUGUCUUUUCUACAAGAAGUAAGGAAGGCUUCUUCUCUGUUUUCAUAAUGAUGUGAGACAGUUGGAGGUACUUCAUAUGAGAGAUUCAACAACAUAGAAUACCCAACCAAAAUUUAUGAUUGGCUCAAAAUGGCAGCAUUAAAGUUCACUUUCAAUUUUACUCUAAAGGCAGAGAAAAUCAGUGAGUGUCAAGAGCUCAAGUAAUCCUUAAAACGGCUAGAUUACUUCUUGCACAUUUCAGUAGAGCAAAGUUGCUUGUGCUCUUGAUGGAAAGAACUACCUUGUGAUAAUAAAAUCUGCCAGUGAUUACUCAGAAAAAAAUGAUUGAUGAUGCUAAACCCUCCCUCAUUAUAGAAUACGAAUGUUAUGAAGAAUGGAAAUUUUGUGAUUGGAACUUGUGUGGGGCUUGUCAUUGGAAUUGCUCCCAAUUUGUGAUUUGGUUAUCUUCUUAGGAAGAUUGACAGGUGUUUUUAUCAGGAUACCAGAUUGUGGAAAAUGUGAUGUAGUAAUAUCUCAUUAAUUUUUAAGUACUGUCCGUGUAUUCCAGUGAUAGAAAUUUAUUGCUAGACAGAUAAUGAUAUAUCAGAAAAAAGACAGGUUUUAUAUACCAAAUAAAGAUACACUUCAGUCACCUUCAUAUCUUUCAGGCCUUCUGUGGAGAAAUUAUUAGUUUGUGCUGUAUGUAGUACUUGGAUAAGAUCAUCUAUCAUAUCUCUUUAAGUGGAAAAAGUUUAAUAAAUAUUUUAAGUACUAUAUAUACCACAGUGUCAGAGAUUACACUAGUUUUGCAAUGUAUCCUAAGUUGCUCACAGACAAGGCUGCUGAUAAACUGAAUAACUUUGUGUACAAGGGUUUACAUAAGUGCUGCUUGCAAGACCAUGGGAAGUAAACUUUACAUUUGCAUUUUUACGAUAAAAAGAAAUCAUGUUUAUUAUUAGUCAAUUAUUAGCUUUUUAAUAGUAUUCUUUAUUAUAGUUAUUGCAAUUUAUCAUGCUAAUAAGCAGUCCAGGUUACAGUUUAUUUUUUAUGUUUCAUAAGUUUAUUGUUAGUAUAAAAAACAAAAGUAGAUUAUAACAAUAUACAUCAUCCAUAUCAUAGGUUCUAUAAUUAAUGGUGAUUAAAAAAAAAAAACUUUUGGAAUAUUCAGGACUGAUGUAGUUUCUUUAUUAAGACCUGAUGUGUGAGUUCACAUUGCGAGUUUGCAAUGUUUGACGGGCAACCUCAUCGUUGUAAGAAAAUCCAUUUUAUAUGUACAUUUACCAGUCCCCUUGUGGGCAUUGCUAACAUUCAACUAACAGCUUGCAGUAUCUAGAACACUUGAAGUGUGGUUUGUUGAAAGACACUUAGGUUAUGCAUGUUAAUCAAGCUGCUGACAUUGUGGAGAUAAUCUUGCCAAUUGUAACAGACCAGCACGUCUGUUGUUUCCAGUAUGAUCAAGAUUACUCAGGAAGGUUUGUGGACAAAAAGUUUAAUUUGGGGAACAUACAUAUUACUUUGUUAUUGUAAUUUUGCUUGUAUUUUUUAUAUUUUAACAUUGCUACAAUUAUUUGUUCAUGUUCCCAUGUUUGAGUUCAUUAUUUUUUACAACUAAAAUUACAUUUACUC
This is a messenger RNA of Penaeus vannamei (Pacific white shrimp), 2255 nucleotides long. Lineage: Eukaryota; Metazoa; Arthropoda; Malacostraca; Decapoda; Penaeidae. The record is from RefSeq and is a predicted model, not a curated record.